AUGGAAAACUUCCCAUUGCUCUCCCGCCUUCCCUCCAUGGAGAACAUCGACCUCUCCUCGUUCAAGAAGCGGUUGAACGCCGAUCUCUCCUCGGCGAAGCGGUACCUGCGCUGGAAGUGGCUGAGGCUGUCGAGGAGGCGGUUCCUGGCGCGCAAUGUCGAGGGCGCGCCGCCGGGUCUGAAGGCGGACUUCGCGAGCAUGCUCGAGGACGAGGAGGGCGCGGACGUCACGUUCCUCGUCGGCGACCGGCAGUUCCGCGCGUACAGGCGCGUGCUCACCGCGGGGUCGCCGGUGCUCGAGGCGGAGCUCGUCGGCCAGAUGCAGGAGCUGGAGACCUCCGCGGAGCUCGUCAAGAUCGACGGCAUGGAGCCGGCCAUCUUCGAGGCCCUCCUCCACUACGCCUGCACGGGCGCGCUGCCGGAUAGCGUCGACGGCAACGAGCCGCUGCAGCGCCUGCUGGUCGCCGCGGACCGGUACGGGAUGCACAACCUGAUGGCCAUGUGCGAGUGGAAGCUGUGCAAGAGCAUCGACGCGCAGACCGUCCCGACGACGCUGGCAUUGGCCGAGAAACACCACCGCGCGAAGCUCGAGGAUGCUUGCAUCAGAUUCGAGUCCUCCAAGAGUGUGCUCGCCGCCAUCAGGGAACACCAGCUGCCGUCACGGGUGAUAGGGACCAUGGCCCGGUUGGGGACGCGCGUCCAAGGGAGGCUAACGCUGUUGGGGACGAAGGCGACCUCGUUGUUUCGCCAUGCGAGGAACAGCCAGGCCUGCCGGGACACCGUGCUGUUUGUCUCCUCGUGGGGCCUUCUCCUAUACCUAUCCAUCAAAAUGGAGCACAUCAUAGAGGAGGCUAUCCAACCUGAGCAAGAGUCUUGGCUCGACAACUUCCAACAGAUGCAGUCUUCCAUCUCUCGGGUCUCCUGGAUCUGCCGGCUCGCUUUCCUUGAGCGCAACCUCCAAGAGUUCCAAGAAUCCGCAUGGCUCAACUCGGAUAUAUGA
Messenger RNA from Triticum turgidum subsp. durum (durum wheat), 999 nucleotides. The record is from the annotation of a GenBank genome assembly. NCBI's taxonomy places the organism in Eukaryota, Viridiplantae, Streptophyta, Magnoliopsida, Poales, Poaceae.